Mya arenaria is the source of this 2154-nucleotide messenger RNA. Its product is annotated as periostin-like. The record is from RefSeq and is a predicted model, not a curated record. Bases 1 to 1896 code for a protein of 631 amino acids. The transcript has 14 exons. Lineage: Eukaryota; Metazoa; Mollusca; Bivalvia; Myida; Myidae.
AUGUGGCUAUUAUUGGGCACAUUCUGGAACGCUUGGUCCGUUGGCGCAAACACGGUAAACGGCUGUGGAUUUGCUAAAAAUGGUAUUUUGUGUGUUUUCACCCCGGCCCUGGGGUUCGAAGACAAGACGGUCGCGGAGUAUUUGAGAGAUAACGGUUACACACAACUAUACAAUGCCUUGAGCUCUCAGAAGUUGGAUACUGCUCUGUCUGGAACAGGUCCAUUUACAGUGUUUGCUCCAACUGAUGCGGCGUUCAGAAAGCUGGGGAAUGCCACGUUAAGCUCGUUAAGCGAUGUCCAGCUGGGUAUUGUUCUCAAGUACCACGUGGUCCAGGAGUACCUCAUUCUGCCCAUGAUCAGAGCUCCUGUCAGCAAAAUUACACUGGACGGACAAUCUGUCAAUAUUGUUCCUGUAUCUGGGGGCCUCUUGCUGAACAACGUGUCUCAUGUCAACACGAACAACGGCGACAUAAUUUGCAACAACGGCGUGGUCCAUCCAAUAGACACAGUCCUCAUACCUCCACAGUUACCUUCCGAAAAUAUUGCUCAGAUUCUGCUGAGAGAUGAUGCAAGGUUUAAGGACCUGUUCCUUACAUUGUUCAUUGCAGAACUGGAACCGGUCUUGUUAAGCGGUGAUUGGACCUUGUUCGCCCCUGUGGAUGCCGCCUUUGCCGUCUACAAGGACAACUUACUUGAUCCAACCUCUCCCAACGCUCUCAAAAUUUACCAGGCGGUGAUGAAGUAUCAUCUUGUACCGGGUGGAAGGCGAGCCGCUCAACUGAUAAACGGCUCUAUGUACACGUUUCACGGGCCAUCCGUCAACGUCACCAUCUCGUCAGGCGGCGUGAUGGUUAACACUGCCAAUGUGAUCGAUGCGGACAUUCUUGCCACUAACGGUGUCAUCCACGCCAUUGACAAAGUCUUGAUCCCACCAGACAUCAACCAGAUUGCCCAGGGCAAGAAAUAUAAGCAUUUAUACAAAAUGCAAUUGUAUGUGUUUUGUCUGGUGCUUCUAGCAUCGAGUGUUAAUUGUUACGAAGAUAAGCCAAUCGCAGAAUAUAUUCAAACAUCAGAUGGAUUCAUUUUUCUCAGAAACCUGAUUCAGCAAGUUAAUAUGACAGAUUUGCUCACUAAACCACAAGACGGAGGAGCAAUUACCAUUUUGGCUCCGACUGAUAUUGCAUUCGCCCUCCUGGGACAAGAUACACUGAAUUCCCUAUCCAACUCUCAGCUGCGCCGUUUGCUCUAUUACCACCUUGUCCCCGGCUUUGUUCUCAAGAGCGCCAUUCAGAAACCCGAAAAUAAAACGACUUACCUGGGGGAGGAUGUUCUUCUUGGAGUUGUUAACGAUAUUUUAUCUGUGAACAACGGCGCUGCAAAUACAACGGCUUCAAAUAUGGACAUAAUCGUCAGUAAUGGCGUGGUCCAGCCGAUAAACCGAGUCCUUAUGCCCCCACCGCACGUUAACGUUGCUCCAAAUAGUAUCAACAUUAUACAAGUAUUCCUGAUGGACGAUACGAGAUUCAAGGACAUAUUCCUAUCAUUGUUCUUCGCUAACCUGACCGAUAUCUUGGAGACCGGAACUUAUACAGUGUUCGCGCCAACCGAUGCGGCUUUUGCCAAGCACAAGGAUUCCAUCUUGGACCCGACUCGUCCAAAUGCUCCGAAUGUUUUCAGGGAAGUCCUAAAAUACCACGUGGUCCCUGGAGAGAUUUGGGCAAGCCAAUUAAAAGAUGGACCUUUGUACACGCUUCACAAUACGCCAAUUAAUGUUGCUUUAUCACCAACGGUGUCAGUGAAUCAGGCGAAUGUGGUGGACGCGAACAUUUUCGCGUCAAAUGGCGUCAUCCACGCCAUUGAUGACGUCCUUUUCCCGGCAGAUCUGGCCCAGCCUUAACUUGAUAAAACUGGAGUCCAAGCUCUUUCACGAGCUGUAGAAGCCAUAUGUUUUUUUUAUCAAUUUCGGGAGUUAAAUUAGAGGGCUGUUCUUUCCUAGUUUACAAAUUGUGACAAUCCUUAAAAACAAUACAUGGAUACUAUGGGUUCUUUCUGAAUACAACAAACAUGCUCAAGUUAAAAAAUAUAUAGUAAUAAUAGUUAUGAGAAAUACAAAUAUGCAUGAUAAAAUUUGGAUGAAUACAAUGUAUCGUGAAUA